This is a messenger RNA of Anoplophora glabripennis (Asian longhorned beetle), 6725 nucleotides long. RefSeq names its product agrin-like. Gene Ontology annotation, biological process: cell differentiation; multicellular organism development. Gene Ontology annotation, molecular function: calcium ion binding; protein binding. Bases 1 to 5337 code for a protein of 1778 amino acids. The record is from RefSeq and is a predicted model, not a curated record. NCBI's taxonomy places the organism in Eukaryota, Metazoa, Arthropoda, Insecta, Coleoptera, Cerambycidae. The transcript is spliced from 25 exons.
AUGGGCAAUAAAUUAUAUGCAAAUCAAGUGAGAAGGGUUACAGAACCCUGCGAGAAGACGUUCUGCGCUUGGGGAGCUCAUUGUAUCAACGGCCCUGACGGAAGGGCGCUGUGUCAGUGCCCAACAUUCUGCAAACAGAAGGUGGAUCCCGUCUGUGGUACUGAUGGGAAGACAUACUCUAAUCACUGUCAGCUCCGCGUGGUUUCAUGUAAAGCCCGCCUUAAUACCAGAGUUAAACAUGCCGGGGAAUGUGAGCAAAGCGAUCCCUGUCGCGACAAGCAGUGUGGAUUUGGAGCCCGCUGCGUGGUAAGUUCCGAUGGUCGCAAUUCAAGCUGCGUCUGUCCAGAAAAAUGUCCCAGCUAUGGGGACCAUACCACAUCGCGUCCUGUUUGUGGAUCUGACGGUGUGGACUACAAGAACCAGUGCGAACUCCAACGAGCGGCCUGUUUGUCGAAUUCGAACAUCACAAUUAAGUUCUCCGGAAAAUGCGAUCCCUGUGCAGGAGUACAGUGUGCGGAGCCAGAGGUGUGUCAGCUGGAUGAGCACCGUAAUCCUGUUUGUCGAUGUGGAGACACUUGCCCCUUGGAGUUCACCCCGGUUUGCGGGUCCGACGGCAAAACGUAUUCCAACGAAUGUACUUUACGACAAGAAGCCUGCCGAGCUAGAAAAACUCUGAAUAUCAUCUACCGUGGAAAAUGCAGCUCAGGCAUAAACCCGUGCACGAGCGUGCGGUGCACCCUGGGCGAAGAAUGCGCCAUAAAUAAAUUCGGAAUAGCUCAUUGUCAAUGCCCGCCGGCCUGCCAGCCUAUCAUGAGGCCGGUUUGCUCCAAAGACGGUCGCACUUUCCCAUCUGACUGCGAGAUGAAAAGGGCCGGUUGUCUAGCCCGCACGACAACUGAAAUUGCCUAUACGGGAGUAUGCGGCGAGAAAGGACCUUGCAGCGAGCACGAGUGCCAAUACGGCGCUACCUGUGUUGAAAGAUCCGGCACGGCCCACUGCGAAUGCCCCAUCUGCCCGGCGGAAUUCGAGCCUGUGUGCGGGUCCGACGGAAUCUCCUACGGGAACGAGUGCAAACUCAGGCUGGAAGCGUGCAAGCACAGGAGGGACAUCACCGUACUCUACAAUGGGCCUUGCAAUGGCUGCGAGAACAAAAAGUGCGACUUCUACUCCAUCUGCGAGAGUGACGGCGCGACAGAGGGGCGUUGCGUCUGCCCCCAGUCCUGCACGGACCCCAAGCUCACCAAUGGUACAGUCUGCGGCACGGAUGGAGUGACUUACGCGAACGAAUGCGAACUGAGGGCCGGCUCCUGCAAAACGAAACAAUAUAUCCUUUUAGCCUACAAAGGGAACUGCGAUUUAUGUCAAGGAGUCGAGUGCAAAUAUGGAGCCCGUUGCGAGGCGGGCGAGUGUGUAUGCCCCACGAACUGCGAGGGAUCCGGGGACGAGCCAGUGUGUGCAUCAAACAUGAUGACAUAUCCAAACGAGUGUGAGUUACAGAAAGCGAUGUGUUUACAACCCAGGAGUUCACCCCCUUUGAGUGUCGUGUUCUACGGGGACUGUCGGGAGAGGUUUCCGGCGGCUGGAUCUUUCAGCACCACUCUUACUCCCAUUACGGCCCAAACUAACAACAUGGCAACGGGAUCGGACGUAGAACCCGCCUCACCUGACAACAUCAUCCCCGACGGUGGCAACACGGAAAAGGAGGCCUGCAGGGACAUCCACUGCGACUUCGAGGCAACCUGCGAGCUAGGACCGGACCAUUUCCCGCGCUGCACCUGCCAAUUCGACUGUGCUAGCGCCGCUUUGUCUGCCAAGCCGGUGUGCGCGUCGAACCUGCAAACUUACAGCUCGCUGUGCGCCAUGAAGAUGGAUGCCUGUCAAAGGCAGGAAGAGUUGCGGUUGAGGCCACUUGAUCUUUGCCAAGGGAUGGAAGUAAAGCCGUGCAAGGGAGAGAAGCCCUUAACGGAUCCCGCAACAGGAAGAGAACUGGAUUGCGGCAACGGCCCCUUCCGACAAGACUGUCCUUCCGGCAGCUACUGCCACCAAACGUCAAACUUCUCGCGGUGUUGCCGAAAAGACCAAAACUUCAUCGAAAAGAAAAGCUGCGAGGACAGUUGGUACGGUUGUUGCCCCGACGGGAAAAAUGUGGCGCAAGGACCGAAUUUCAGCGGGUGCCCCUCACUGUGUGGCUGUAACAAACUCGGGUCCUACUCUGAGGUCUGCGAUCCUGAAACCAAGCAGUGCAGAUGUCGCCCAGGUGUUGGAGGAGAAAAGUGCGAUCGUUGUGAGCCGGGGUAUUGGGGGUUGCCUAAAAUAUCUUCGGGAUAUCGUGGUUGUAUACCUUGCGGGUGUUCCACGUUCGGAUCGGUCCGAGACGACUGCGAGCAGAUGACCGGCCGCUGCGUGUGCAAACCCGGAGUCCAGGGCCAGAAGUGUACGGUGUGCACCAGUCACAAUAAAAUUUUGGGUCCCAAUGGCUGUAUGUCAGCGGAUCUCACGACGUCGCCUCCAACGACGUGCAAGGAAUUGACGUGUUACUUCGGGGCGGCGUGCAUCGAACGAGGGGGCUUCGCAAUGUGCGAAUGUCACGCGAAAUGCCCUGAAGACGGUGAAGUUCAAGUCGUCUGUGGCAGCGACGGGCAGACUUACAACUCCCCCUGUGAAUUACGACAACUAGCUUGUCGCCUGCAAAAGGACAUCGUGGUGCAGGCCUUCGGAACGUGCAAAGACGACAUGUUCCCGAGUACAGAUUGGCCGGUACGUCGUUACACACCCCUCCAGUUUACACAGCCGGACGAUUCGAACUCGCCUCUUUCGAAAUCCACGAGGCACUUGUUGGUACCGGACCCCAGGUACUACUACGACAGGAGGGAAAACAUACAUCCCGUUUCAUAUCCCGCUUCUGAUAAUAAGGAUUCCGAUUUCAACGAGUCUGGGCUUGGAUCUAAUGUCAUUUACCACACUCGCGGUGGUGAUUUCGCCCCAGCGUAUCGGCCUACCCCAGCGACAGUGCGUGUAGUCACGGCUUUACUAGGCGAUCUAUGUUCCGAUAACACAGAUUGCAUGAUACUGUAUAGCCAUUGUGUUAAGGGCGCUUGCACGUGCUUACCGGAUUAUUCGGAAUCGUCCGAUCGUCAAGAAUGCAUAGCGGAUUCAGAUCCUACCGACGAGUAUAGGGCUUGUAGCAGCUCCCCCUGCCACCACGCCAGUACAUGUGUCGACCUCCCAGCCGCCACAUUCACAUGCGUUUGCAGCUCAAACUUUACAGGCCCGCUCUGCGAGACCGAAAUCUUUCGGAAACAGUACGAGGUCCCCUCCUUCCACGGGCGAUCAUACGCCAGGCUGAAACCCCUGAAAGCAUAUCAUAAACUAAGCAUCGAAGUUGAGUUCAAGUCCCACUCCGAUGAGGGAAUAUUGCUGUACAAUCAACAGAAAGUUGACGGUCUGGGAGAUUUUGUUUCGCUUGCCAUAGUUAAUGGUUUUGUCGAGUUUAAAUAUAAUUUGGGGAACGGCGCCGUUCUUAUACGGUCGCUGGAUAAAAUCCAACUCGGGAAGUUUCACAGAGUUGUCUUGAAGCGGUAUCAUAGAGACGGGAUCCUCAAAUUGGACGACGCGGAGGAUGUGGCUGGCCAGGCUAUGGGCUCCCUUAAAGCCCUAGAUCUGCUCGAGGACACUUUUGUGGGAUACGUUCCUACCAACCAUACACGGGUAUACGAGAACAUCGGCACUGCGCGAGGCUUCCAGGGCUGCAUAAAAAAGUUGAAGAUUGGCAGACAGGAAAUUGAACUACACAUGAACCAACACGACUGGGUUUUGAAAACUAAAGGCAUCCACGACUGUGGUGAACACGCCUGUACGCAUUCCCCCUGUCUGAAUAAUGGGAAAUGCCUGGCGAACGAUGACUUAUACCGUUGCGAGUGCCAGCCCCGCUACAGCGGCGAUUUUUGUGAAAAACCGGAGGACCCCUGCCUGUCCGUUCCCUGUCAAUACGGCUCCAAAUGUAAGGCGCUGGAUUUUGAUUCCUUUAUUUGCGAAUGUCCGCCAGGACGUUCGGGUCAGCAUUGUGAGCUAGAAUACAAAGAUGCCCGCAUGGCAACGCCGGAGUUCAACGGGACCAGCUUUAUACGAUUUCCACGAUUGGAAGGCAUUAAGAAGAAAUUUUCAAUUGAAAUUUCCUUCAUGCCGAAAGCGUCUAAUGGCUUAAUAUUGUACAACGGGCAAAUGAAAAAUGGUCGGGGUGAUUUCAUUUCCUUGAAUCUUGUCGGUGGACACCUUCAAUUCCGCUUCAACUUGGGCAGCGGGAUUGCCAACUUAACGAGCAGAGAGGCCGUGACCUUGGACAAAUGGCAUUGGGCUCGUAUAUCUCGAGAAGGGCGGGGAGGCGUUCUGCAAUUGGAUAACUCCAGCAUAGUUCGGGGGUUUUCUGGUAUUCCGCUAACAGAGUUAAAUCUAGAAACACCCUUCUUCCUUGGAUCUUUAUCCAAUUGGAAAGAAAUUCAUCGACUGUCCGGGUCAUCCGAGGGAUUUAGAGGAGCUAUACAAAGGAUUAUUGUUAAUGGUAAUCCGUUGCCAAUAUCAGCCGUAUUGCCCUAUUGUAGCACUUCUACAUCACAUAACAAAUCUGGAUGCAGUUUUAAUAUAGGAUAUUAUGACGGAUUGCCCUGUUCCGCAAAUAAAAAUCCGUGUCUGAAUAAUGGGCUUUGCGUUCCCGAACUUGAAGAUUUUACUUGCCAGUGUCCUUCCAGUUAUAAGGGGAAAUACUGCGAAAUAGUAAACGAAGACAGUUUGGCCAUCAAAUUCAAUGGAAACACAUAUCUGCAAUACAGAAACAGAGGCUACAGAAGAAGAAAGCCGGAAAGGGGAAAUAGGUAUGAAAUACACGUACGCACAUUUGCAUCUGACGGACUUCUACUAUGGAGGAGUAAAAACCGAAAUUUGGCUGAAGACUACCUUUCUGUAGCCAUUGUAGACGGAUUCGCGGAACUCAGUUACAAUUUAGGACAACAACACUCGUUUUGGGCCAUCAGAUCCAAGACGAGAAUUGACGAUGGACAAUGGCAUACAAUUCAGAUAAGAAGAAGGAAAAGGGUGGGUUUUAUAUCUGUGGAUGGAAAGUUUCCCACAAAGGGCAUCGCUAGAAGUGGAGCCAUAUCUCUACGCACCAAUUCCAAACUAUGGAUAGGAGGAGCAUCAUCAUUACCGCCAGGCUUACCAAGCGCUUACUACAGGGGAUUUGAGGGAUGUGUCAAGAAAAUACUAGUGAAUGCUAGGCAAUUAGAUAUGUUAGCCAAUAACGAUAUAAGCAAGAUAAACUUUUGCCAUGAUAAUGAAAUCUAAUACGACACGUAUAUUUGUUGCAAAAUACUACGUUUGCAAUACUAAAGAUUUUAAACUGUGAGACUGAUAUUGUACUCCUGACUUUUCCAUUUUGAAAAUUAGCUAGAUUAUAUUUUGUCGUUGUACAUAGGUGUACUGUUUAAAUAAUUGUUUGGAAAUUUUUUCGAGAGCUUCAGUAAAUAGACCAAAAAAUCCAAGUCCUCAGUUGAUUCUUUAUAAAAAAAAAUAGGCAAUAGAUGAUAUUUAUAAAACAGGGUAUCGGUGUUUUGGCUAAAUAAUAUUUAUUUAUUUAUUUCGUCGUUCUCUUACUAUUUUCACCUUCAUUAAAUAAUGUGAUAAAGAUAUAGCGACUAGAUGUUACGAUAUAUAUAAAAAUUCUAAAAUAAAAAAGCUUAGUAGUAGGAUAGACGUUUGUUAGUGAAAUAUUUACGAAUAUAUAUUUAGAAAUUCCCUGCAAGAAAGAUUAGGACAGUUUAUAUAUGAUUUUGGUGUCUAAUGAAAAAAUUUGUAUGUGUGAAACACAUUUUUUGGUCUAUUUUACAAUAAAUGUUACAUGAGCAGUGCAUAAGAAGUAUUACAUACUAUUAAUGUUUGUGUCUAGUCUUAUUUUUUAUUUCAGCAGUACUUAACCUUUUAUUUUGUUCGAUGUAAGUGCCAUAACAUUUCUCUCAACAAGGAAGUUUCAAAUUUGGCCUAAAACAUUUGUAGCUUAAUAACCUUACUUUUAGUUCUACUAAUAUCUUUUAUUCGGGAAUAAAGCAAGCUACAACUUGAUUUACAAACAGAUUUGUUCGUACAAAAUUAAUUAUAGCGUCCGCGACGCCACAGUGUUUCUUAUGUAGUUUGUUUUACUCUGGUUUCUAUGUAAAUGUGUAAGAUACUCACGUCUCUAAGCCAAAAUAUUCUAUUAAACGUGUAUAAAGCUAACUGUAGAUAUAAUAAUCAGUAUGACGUGAUGUUCCUUCCAAAUAAAUUAAAGAACAAUCAUAUCCAAAAGGCGUAUCAUUGUGUUGACAUAUCUUUGCGCAUGUCUCUACUAGAGGAAUACUAGAGGAUGUUAGCAUAAGCAAACAAUAAAUAAUUCUAAAUUCAUCAUGUAUUCGUUCCCAGUGUUCUCACCACUAAUUUCCUGUGACGUAACUGUCUUAAGUCAGUGUUGAUAUUGUUUAACCUUGAGAAUCCAUGUACAUAGCUUUAAUAGGAACUGUUACGUUACUUUACGUUUUAGGGUGGACUUAAAGUUAGCGUAGUUAGUGAAAUUAACAACUCAUUGUAACUUUAGUUGACUUUUAUUUUUAUUAUAGAUUUCUGUAAAAUACGCUAUAAAAUAUAUUUUUUUCGUACUAACCAAACGACUUAUCAUUCCCCAUACAGAAACAUCCAUUCAU